AUGCCAAACGAGGUUCCUCAAACUACCUGUACGUGCGGCGCAGCUCUAUCAAGAGGGUACAUUAAAGGAAGCCUGCUGGGAUUGGACUCCCACCCCAAAAAGCUAACGACCCUGGUGUUAUCGCUCAGUAGAGUUUUUGCUCCCAAGACCCAAGGCGAAGAUAAAAAAGCAGCCACCAUGCGUCUAGCCUUCCUCGUCGUUUUCGUCGCAGUCAUUCUGUUUGCAAGCACCGAAGCUGGUCCUGUCAACGCUGCGGCCGUUGCCAAGCUUACGAAGAGCUCCUCGCAGAAGUACAACACCGUGUGGAACAAUGUGCUCGCGAAGGUUUUCAGGUCUCUGACCCACAAGAAGUACAGAACGUCCCAGGCAGACAUGGGCGCCCACACCGCUCGCUUCCGUCCGUUACGCCUAACCUUAAAGGCUGGCUCAAGAAGGCGGUGGCCCUGCUUAGGAUUGAUAUCAGCGACAAUGUCAUCGGUGAGCGGUUCAAAUGUUUUGGCUGAGAUCUCUGGUAUUCGGUCGGCAGGAGAUGGAACUCUGGAAACGGACGGCUGCCUUGAACUGCACCUUGUUGCGCGCGUCUUGAUUGCUCCGCCAUCACGUUCGGAAGAUCGGCACGGUGACGAGCGCACCGCGCCAAACGUACUGCACGUGGCAAAUGUACUGUCCGACGUGCAAUCCGUUGAUCGCUGGAAAGCGUGGUCCUGGGCAGCAGAUCGCGCUGAGCAAAGCGGUGACUGCGAGUCUCGCGUGGCGGACGUUGGUCAUAGCCGCUGGGCCCGACAGAGGCCCAACACGACCCGCUGGAAUGCCAUCCGCGAAGUGGUUGAUGAUGCUGGUGGCUUCGAACUGGAGGGCAAUGCCGAGCUCACGAUGUGGGCACCUGCCGGUGCCUCGUAUCGCCGCUGGCGGCGAAGAGUGGGCGAUCACCAACGGGUUCGGCAAGCGAGGAAGCCCAGACCUCGUACACGUUCCACGCCUCCGAUCCGCACGUCCUCUCCGUCGAGUUCCUCCUUUACGGCGCCUCCAGUCACCAUUGCCGCGAUCACGUUCGCGUGGACGCGGCUCCGAGGCACAACUGGCACCGGGUGCUCGCGCGCAGUCACGCACCGGUCAUCAGCUCGAGCUGGCGCCAUCUGCGUCGACUUGCUCCACUUGCCCAUGCUCAUCGUCGCUGACUUGCUCAUCGUCGCUGACUUGCUUGCUCUCUUCUCUCUUGCUCGUCGACCUUUCCUCGGCUUGGAUUGUUCGCGAAUGAGAGAGAUCCGUCGGCUUCACUCUCCGGGGCCAAUUCGUAGUACUGCAGCCACUUUCGGUCCGACGGCGGGAAGAGGUCAAGCCUUGACCGGCGGCAAGGUGAAGGACGGCUUCAAGGAGACAUCCCUCAAGCCGUCGCACACCGCGCACCGCAGUGGAAGGACGCCAACAUCCCGAUCGCAAGCUUUCACCGCACCACCAAGUGGGCUUUCAGCUCAUCAUACGCUGCGAGAUGCGUCGCUCACAUACCGGUACGCGCGGCGUGUGCUGGAAGUGGGCGCCAUGACCCGCAGCCUCAAGCUCGCAGGUAAGAUCCAAGGUGCUCGUGCAAACAUCGUCGACGGUAAAGCUGAGGACGAGGGAAACACGAGGGAAGCAAAACAAGUCUUGAAAACUCGACUCAUGCUGAAUAAUCGACUACUGUACUUCAAAACUAGACGCUUACUGCUGCGAGGCUCGAAGUUAACUCGCGAGUUCUGA
Molecule: messenger RNA, 1737 nt
Organism: Phytophthora sojae
Lineage: Eukaryota; Oomycota; Peronosporomycetes; Peronosporales; Peronosporaceae
Exons: 7
Coding region: 1-1737 (578 amino acids)
Source: RefSeq, a predicted model, not a curated record